ACUAUCCCGAUUUCGGAAGGGAGAUUAGGUCGCAAGGGAACACUACCUCACCGCGAGAGAAGGUUACAACACUGGUUUUUCGUCCAGUCAACGAUUCCGAAUUGAGAGAACAUAUAGCGCGUCACAGCUAGCACGCGCAGUGAACUAAAAUCUCGGCGUGCUCAAAUCUUUACGUAUGUGCACGUGUUUCUCGUGUUCGUCUUAUAAUAAUAAUUCUAAUAUUUAUAUCAGAUACAGUUCUGUGUCUACUAAACAUUUACUGGAUUUUAAUAUUUUUCGAACGCAAAACAGUCUUUUGGCACUUCUGUUACUGCCGUUAGGUUUGGCUGUUAAGAAGUCAUUGAAAAAAGAUGACCAAAUCAAACUUUUUUCUAAAUCAGAUGUACAAAGAUCGUUUUUGCUGGUAGUAGAGGAUCCAGUAAAUCUUUCUACAGAGCGAUCAAAUCAAGAAGACUGGUUGAAAAGUAACGAUCUGACAUCCAUCCUUUUGUUAUUUUAUGCGGAGAAAUCAGUUCCAUAACUGAAUCCAUGGUUAUUUUGAAUGGUGUCAGAUAUUUGUUUGAUAACCCACUCAAAGCUGUGGAAGCAUGUUUUAAGUGCUUGAUAUCACUUCGGUCAAUGCCUUUUAUAUGUGAUUUCUUAUGGACAUUUCUCGGGAAAUUAGUGUACUGCAUAACUGCAUUUAAGGCCUUCGCAGCAGUAAAUAAGUUAAUUGUUGAUCUCAAUAAUUAUUAACAGUCAGUUAAAGUUGGAACUAUCUUACGCAUUGUAAAUGAAAGCUUUUUAAAUGUGUUAUCAGUUUUAAACGGAAUGUAUAUAAUAUGUGCUUAAUUAAAGUUGAAAAUAGUUUUAAAUAACUAUAAAUAAAAAAUUAAAAUUUUCCUGUCAGAAUCUUAUUAUUAAAAAAUGGAUCUAAAAAAAUUGUAAAUCAUCUUCUUAUGUUUAUUUUGUCACUCUAUGGUAAUCCUAAUUAUCCAAGAAAUUUAGUUCAAGAAGUCAUUGAUGAAAUGGAAAAAUUUAUUAAAACGACUUUUUUAACGUCCAUGCAAGAUGAUAUUUUUCAAAUUUUAUCUAAAGAAAAUGUUCCCGACAAUGUAAAGCGUAAUAUUCAAAGAUGUUUUAACGAACACAGCAGUAUUUUUGUCAAAGUAAAAACCGAACAGUUAAGAUUUAAACUACUUCGAAAUAUUGGUUUUAUUGAUCAUCAGAUGUUUGAGAUUGGUACUGCUUUUAUCCCGCAAUUUGUAAAUAACAAAUUACGGUUUUUAACUGAGAAAUUGUAUGCGGUGCAUGUUCCUUUAAGAGAAACCCUUAAAGUUUUUUUUAGAAAUUCCGGGAUUAUUCAAUCAAAUGUUAGAUCACAUAAGUAAAUUGCAAAAAGAAAAGAACAUAAUACAAAUAUAAUGCAGGGCAAUUUUUGGAAAAAAAAAUUUCUCAAAAUUCUGAAGAAAUUGUAUUACCGUUAAAUAUUUUUUAUGACGAUUUAGAGGCUGGAAAUUCAUUAGGAAGUCAUGCUGGAGUAGAUAAAUUUGGAGUAGUUUAUGCCCAAAUAGCAUGUCUUCCAGUGCAUAUUGCUUCCCGACUUGUAAGUAUCCUUUUUUCAACUUUAAUAAUGGUUAAUAAUAAAAAACACUGCACCAACCAAAGCUGCUUUCGAAAAAUCAUAGACGAAAUUAAUUAUUUACAAACAGUAGGGAACGAGAUUAUAAUAGAUGGUAUUCCAAGAAAAAUAAAAUUUCAAAUAGCUUUAAUUAUAGGGGAUAAUUUGGGUUUAAUGAAUCAUUUAUUUCGAAAAGUUGGUGUAGAAUUUGUAAAGCAACUGCGGAACUUGCUGCGAAAUUAUUAGGAGAAGAUGAAUCAUUGUUGAGAAAUAGGGAAAAUUAUGAAAAAGAUCUUAAACAAGGGGACCCGUCAGAAAGUGGUAUAAAGGAAGAAUGCGCUUUUCAUAAAAUGUUUAAUUUUCAUCUCACCGAAAAUUUGUGUGUCGAUUUUAUGCACGAUGUAUUAGAAGGGGUUUGUGUUUAUGAUAUGUCAGCAAUAGUGUCUGUAUUGAUUUAUAAAAGGGAAUAUUUCACGUUAGAAGAAUUAAACAGUUUAAUUGACAACUUUCCUUUUAACGACAAUGCAAAUAAACCUCCAGCAAUUUCUCGCAAUAGAUCAAACAAUCAAGCACUUCUAAAAAUGUCAGCGUCAGAAAUGCUUUCUUUUGUACGUUUCUUUGGUCAUAUGGUGGGUCAUUUAAUUAUCGACAAAGAGGAUGAAUACUGGAAGUUGUAUAAAUACCUUCGACAAAUCAUAGAUAUUCUUAGUUCACCGCGAAUAAUCCCUUCUGAUGCGAAGCAAUUAAAAAUUCUUAUCAAACUUCAUCAUGAAUUGUAUAUUCGUCUUUGUGGACCUUUGAAACCAAAGUUUUAUAUCUUAUCACACUAUCCGCGAAUUUUACUUGAAAAUGGCCCUUUUACUAACUUUUGGUGCAUGAGGUUCGAGUCUCGUCAUCGAGAUUUAAAAACAAACUGGAAAUCAACAAGUUGCAAGAAAAACGCUUUGGUUACAGUUGCUACAAAACAAAUGUUACAAUUCUGUGAAAUGAUUAACACCUUCGAUUGUAAAACAACUUUUGUACUAGGCUCUCGAAUGAGUGAUGACAUAUCUGAAGAAUGUUAUAAAGAAGUAAAUAUUUGUGGAACACUAUACAAACUUGGAACAUUUGUUGUAACUAAUAUAGAAAAUAGUGAGAAAGAAUUCGGUAAAAUUGUUAAAAUUGACAGCAAUAUUUUUUUCUAAAUUGAAGUUUUCGAAGAAAUAACAUUCGAUGAGCACUAUCACUGCACUCCUAUAUCAUUAAUCCAAAAAGUAUUACGUGUCAAAUGUUUAAUCGAAUUGAUUUGCCAAACAUCGCGCCUUGUACUUAUGUAGUGAGAGAAGACAUUCAUUUCAUUGG
Molecule: messenger RNA, 2941 nt
Organism: Leptopilina boulardi
Lineage: Eukaryota; Metazoa; Arthropoda; Insecta; Hymenoptera; Figitidae
Exons: 3
Coding region: 1951-2784 (277 amino acids)
Source: RefSeq, a predicted model, not a curated record